This is a messenger RNA of Thamnophis sirtalis, 894 nucleotides long. Lineage: Eukaryota; Metazoa; Chordata; Lepidosauria; Squamata; Natricidae. The record is from RefSeq and is a predicted model, not a curated record.
AUGGACACGCCCGCCGGGCAGAGCCGCAGUAGCUACAACUCCAUACCGCUGUUGCCCACCCGCCUCACCCCCCUGCAGGAGAAGGAGGAGCUGCAGGACCUGAACAACCGGCUGGUCAUCUAUAUUGAAAAGGUGCACUCGCUGGAGUCGGAGAACGUGCCGCUGUGACUGCGCAUCACCGACUCGGAGAAGGUCAGCACUGGCAUUACAGAGGCGUAUGAGACUGAGCUCCACCAUGUGCGCAAGACGGUGGAGUUAGUGGGCAAGGACCGUGCCCGGCUCCAGCUGGAGCUCACCGAGGUCCACGAAGACUUCACGGACUUCUGGGUCAGGAACACCAAGAAUGAAGGAGACCUGCUCACUGCCGAGGUCAGCCUGAAGGAUAUGGAGGCCAUACUCAACACCAAAAAGUCUGCACUCAGCACCCCCUUGGGGGAGAAGCACAAACUGGAGACUGAAGACUGUCACCUCAGCAGCCAGCUGGCCAAGUUGGAGAUGGUCUUGACCGACAUCAAGAAGCAGUUUCAGGAUGAAACGCUGCAGCGGGUGGAUGCGGAGACCAGCCUGCAGACCCUGAAGGAGGAGCUGGACUUCCACGAGGAGCACUGUGAGAGCAAACUGUGCUACGAGACGUGCCUGGUGGAGAUUGACAACGGGCGCCAGCGGGAGUUCGAGAACAAGCUGGCCAAUGCGCUGCAGAACCUCUGCGGCCAGCACAAGGCCCAGGUCAAGCUCUACAAGGAGGAGCUGGAGAAGACCUAUGCAGCCAAGUGGAUGUGGAUGCUGGGGAAGAUUCCAUCCUGUGAUUCCCGAGAUCACCUAACCUUAUUUCCACCCACUCCACACAAAGGGAAAGUUUGUCCAGAGUUGACUGAGUCUGGCAUGUCAAUUUAA